CGGGCUGUUUUGUCAAUAAAAGACGAUUUAAAAGUUAAGAAAUGUCGCUUUUAACGAAAAAUCCUCCAAAAAUUGUGGAAGAGCCCCAAAGCGAUAAGAAAUUUGGAUCUUCGGCGCUCAAUGAACUAUGCAGAGGUCCCAGAAUGACCAAGGAAUUCAUCAAAAAGCACUGCAAAGAGCACAAAUUGUACCAAACGCCGCAACUCAACGACGUCCUUUACCUCCAUUUCAAAGGAUUCAGUUACAUCGAGAACCUGGAGGAAUACACCGGCCUGAAAUGCCUGUGGCUCGAAAAUAACGGCAUCAGAGAAAUCAGCGGAUUGGACAACCAGAUCAAUUUGAGGAGCCUCUUUCUCCACUACAAUCUCAUCAAAAAAAUCGAAAAUUUGCAAUGCUGCCCCAAUUUAGACACCUUAAACAUAUCUUACAACCAAGUGAAACGGAUCGAGAAUUUGAACAACGUAAAAAUCCACACGCUGAACAUGUCUCACAACUACGUGGAGAAAUUGGAGGACUUCGAACAUUUGGCCGAAUUAGAAGAACUCUCUGUAUUAGACCUGUCCAAUAAUCACAUAGAUGAACCGUUAAUCGUCGAAGUACUCGGCCGCAUGCGCUCCAUAAGAGUGGUCAAUCUAAUGGGCAAUCCUGUCAUUAGAAAAAUCCCCGCUUACAGGAAAACCUUAAUACUGGCCUGCAAAAACUUGCGCUAUUUAGACGACUAUCCGGUGUUCCCGAGAGACAGAGCUUGCGCCGAGGCAUGGGAAAGAGGUGGCGUCACCGAAGAGGCGGCGGAACGGCAACGCUGGGUCAACGCCGAACGACAACGCAUAAUGGACAGCGUCAACGGCAAGUAUUCAAUUACCCAAUUUAUCGAAACGGGUGCGAUUUAUCGAUUCCCCCCAGCUUUGAUUCGAAUCCGCGACAGGAACAUCGAGCGCAGGCGGCAGCAGCAAUGCGACAGCGGCCACGGAACGUCCGUGGGAGACUCCGAAAGCGAGGCCGAGAGCCUCAACGCGGACGUCGCGACGUCGAACCGAAACCGCAACAGAAACGCUGAGGAAGCGGACGAGGAAGAAGAGGAGGACGAAGGACCGCGAGAGUACGUCGAACGACGCGAAAUGGAGCUGAGAGCGGCCAGAGACAACGCCGAAGGGAGGCCUAGCAGAAGGAACAACGAGCCGACUGAUGAAAGCGAAGAAGGCGAGGAGAACGAUUCGGAAAAUGACGAAGAAAACGCGGAGAGUUCGUCGCUAUCGUCGUCGUCAGAAGACGAAGAUUUUAUGAGGGAUAGGCAAAUCGAGGAUCCGAAGUUGUACGAAGAAUACUCUCACAAAAUAUUCGAUUUCGAAAGCAAAACUUACAAGAGCCGAGUCUUAAUAGAAGAAUACGAUAAAACCGUAUUUAAACCGAGCACCAGCGGAACCCAAAUCAACCCAUCGCCCGAUGUCGACGACACCACGACGAAUCCACCCGAAGACGACCAAACGCAAACUACAAGCGACGAAACGACUACAGCACCACCCGAAAGAGACACUGGAUUCAACGACAUAGUCGACGCCAUGGCCAAAAUGGUCGGUAUUGAUCGCACCAAAGGAAUAAUCGUCCCCGAAACCAACCAAAAAUCCUCACCAAACACCGAAGAAAUCGAAGCAACCAACGAAACCGAAGAACCAUCUCCUCGACAAGAAGAAACCGAAGCCCAACCAGCCGAAACACCUCAAACACCCGAAGUGGCUAUAAACAUAUCCGAACAAGUGAACGCUUACAUCGCUCACCGGGAGCAAGCCAAGCAAUACGCCGCCGACAUGGUGAAGAAGAACGCCACCGGCUCCGCUACGAUGAGUUUCGAGGAGUUCAUCGACGCCCACGAGGAGUCGAAGAGGAACGAAGGCAAAGUCGAAGAGGAACAGCCGCCGGAGGAGCGGCCGCCGCCGUCGCCUCGCGUUGAAAACCCCAAUCUGCAGAUGGCCAGGUUGCUGUUGGAGGAAAUUCGACAGGCGGCCGGUGAUUCUGACGACGACACCGACGCUGAUGAAUUCGAGGAUACCGUAGACGAAGCUAACGAUGUGGACGAGGAAAGGGAGAAGUCCAUUCAAAGGAUCGUGGAAGAGUACAAGGCGAAACAUCAAUCGGAUGUAGCAGAAGCGAUUGCUGAUGAUAAACCGAAGGAGAAAUCUGAUUUCGAUUUGAGAGAGGAACAAUUACUUUUGGUUAAAAAUUUGAUGGAAGUUGGCCAACAUCAGGAAGAUGUAGUAAGUAAUACAGUUGAUAAAUUGACGGUGCAGAUUGAUGAUGCUGUUGGUGCAAAUGAACUGAAGGAAGAUACCGCACAAGAAUCGGAAAUUGAAGCACCAAGUAGAGAGAUAAACGAGGAAAAUGGUCUACCAAUAAUUACACUCUCUAUUGAAGAAGAGGUUCCUAAGCAGGAUAUUACCGAAGACAACGGUGAUAAAAUCGUUGAAACAGAAAAUAAAAUUUGCGAAACACCUUCUUCCCUGAAAACCGAAGAUGAAAAUCUCGACAACAACGAAGAAGAUAAAGAAUUUUACGAUGCACUUGAAACCUUGGACGAACGCGCAACCAAAUCCGAGCCGUCAAAUAAUGAAACAUUGACAUUGAAAGAUGAUUUAGAAACUAACGAAAUAAUGGAAGUUAAAUCGCAAGAAUACCCGGAGAAUCUUCCGAUUGAUCCGAUACCGUCAACCAGCAAAGUCAGCAAUUUAACUAGAGAAGAAGUGCAAGAAAUGCUGAGAGCAGAGAUCGCCAAACUCAACAAAACUGAUUCCAUUCAGGAUAUUAUCGGACAGAACGUUAGAGUUAGGAAGAAUAAAAAAGUUUCCGAAAACAGCGACACCGAAAGCGACGAUUCGUACGAGAUGCUUGAAAACAUAUUCUACGAGGAACUGGACAAAAGCGAUUACCUCAAGGCGGACAUACCGAUCGAUUUCGAUCCCGAUGACACCACCAACACCGCCAAAACCAAAGAGGAACUCAAGAAAAUCCUAACGUCCAAGCCUAAAGUAGACGAAAACGAAGACACCAGCUACAGGGAACUCUUAGAAUGGGACUUCAAGGACCCGUUCAUAAAAAGAUCGAACUUACCGACCGUUUCACCGGCCAAGCGAGAGGAAGAACGCUUGGACAUUUUGAACACCAUCAAACUGAGCCAACAGUACCAAGAGAAAGGAACCGAUGCCGAAAUCGAGGAUAUGAUCGACGAUAUAGAGGUGAUGAGGCGCGCCAGGAACCUCUCGUUGAUGAAAAACAAAGCCGAGUCCCAGUCUGGCGUACUGAAAAUGUCUAAGAGCGUUCCGCUGUUCGAAUCGAAGCGAACCGACGUCGAUGCGACGACGACCAGCGGCGAGAAGUUGCCCGAUUACCCGUCGAAGCCGAGGCAGCCGGAGUCGAUGAAAAUUUGCACGAAUUUGGCGCAGAUUAGAGCGGAGAUGGCGGAGUUUACCAAGCAGUUUGAUGAGUUUAAAGAGAAAUUCGAACAACCCAAGAACGAUUUCGUGAAAGACUACAAUGAAGCCGUGGAGAAGGAAAUGGAAAUCAUACAUAAAAUGAUAAAAGCUCGCCAUAAGUUGGUGGAUGAGAAACGGAAGCGAGCGUAUACGGAAAAGCGCGAUGUAACCAAAGAACAGGCGAAAGGGGACAUCACGAUAGAAGAUUUUAGAAGGCACUACCGCGAUUUCGGCAUAGAAGUUUCGGAACCAAAGCUCGAUGAUAAAUUGGUCAUCGAAACUGACAUGGAAAUGUAUCAAGAAGAAAAGGAGGUGGGCGAAAUGAAAGAAAUCAUUGAGGAGCAAACUAAAGACGAAGAAUUAUUCGAGGAUUGUCAAAUGAUUCCCGAAAAAGAUGAAGAAUCGAAGAAAUUUGAAUAUAAAGAAUCAACUAAUGUUAAGGAAGAAUCAAAGGAGGAUGUUGUUGAUGGAGAAGGCACAGAGGAUACUGAUGUUCGUCUAGUGAGUUCCAAAGAAUCCAUAGAAGAAUUUAAAGAUCAUGGUAAUGAGAAGGGUAACAUGGAAAAUGAAGAAGACAGUGAGAAGGGUGUUGAUGAACCUAAAGUUAUUCAUAGAGUAACGCGAUCUUUGGAAAUGCAACUAGCCAAAGAAAAUGAUUGAAGCGAUU
Messenger RNA from Phyllotreta striolata, 4131 nucleotides. Lineage: Eukaryota; Metazoa; Arthropoda; Insecta; Coleoptera; Chrysomelidae. The record is from the annotation of a GenBank genome assembly.